Annulohypoxylon maeteangense is the source of this 969-nucleotide messenger RNA. RefSeq lists its product as uncharacterized. The transcript has a single exon. Bases 390 to 656 code for a protein of 88 amino acids. NCBI's taxonomy places the organism in Eukaryota, Fungi, Ascomycota, Sordariomycetes, Xylariales, Hypoxylaceae. The record is from RefSeq and is a predicted model, not a curated record.
AAAAUAUAACCCACACCUCCUCGCAUUUCUUGCUCGGGUAUACGAAAGUAAGACAUCGGCUCAGCUCUCUUAUUGUUACCGAUACAAUUAUUACAUUUCUUACAAUGCUCUUUCAUCCCACCUUUCACCCCACUUCGGUUUCUUUAUCUCUUUUCCAUAUCUAAAUAAGUAGUAUUCUUUUAUUGAACCAACUUGCGUAUUACAUACAUCAUUGUUAUUUCUUUUUUCCCUCUUACUAAAUUCAUCGUACCUUUCAGCCUUGGCGCCACUUACCUUUUCGGGAACAUUUUCAGAGUUACAAUACGGCUAGUGGGUAGUGCGGAGACGAGACUGAACAGGGGUUUAUAAUUGGAUGAGCGGGAAGACAAGGAUCUCUCGAGCUCGACAUUAUGUGGAGGAUUUUUUUUUUCUCUGUCGGAUUUUUGUAUGGGAGCUCUAUGAGUGGAUGGAGUUGGCUGGUUCAAAAUGGGUCUAGGCCUGGUUUGUCGUCCCCGGUCUACUCAGGUGCCCCGUCUGAAUCGAUCGUCACUUGUCACGGAAUAACUUCUCUUGGCGGUAGCCCAGAUCCACUACAACUGCUUUAUGUUCCCGUCGUGAAAGCGCGAAGGGGGGCGAAAGUGGAAAGAAGUGGAAGUAGAAGUGGCAGUGACAACUAGUGACAACAUCAGGAGGACAACCAGACAUGGAAGACAUGGAAGGCACCACACGGGCAAGAAUGGGUCCAGCAGGUUACAGGUCGCAGGUCCCAUCUCCAAUCUCCAGCUUGAAGCUUGCACUUGCCUUGCAGGUUCCCAAAUGGCAAAUGGUCCAGUUGAAUGCUGCUCCCAAAUGUUCUUGGUUCUUGCAGUAUUGGAAGUAACGAAAACGGGCUAAUCAACUGUCCCCAUUUUCAAUGCGAUGCCAAAGCCAUUGGAAAGGGAGGUACGAUGUCCACAGUUAGCAUCGUGAACUUUCAUUGGACGAAUACCU